AUGCCGCCGCGGCCGUCACCUACGCAUUUCUUAUGCUUACCACUUGUUACGGGGCUAUCCCGCCACCAACUCUCGGCAAGCCUAUCAGCCUUUAGCAGAGAUGUUACAAGCCCAGACAGUUUUGCUGUGCCAGAGCAAGCUAUUCGACCAUUAGGUACACUUCACCUUACAAUUGGCGUUAUGAGCUUUCCAGGUGAUGAUGGCUUAGAGAAGGCGGUGGCGCUCUUAAAGACACUGGUACCUAGAAAAAUAAUGGCGAGCAUCAAGGCAGCUGAAGCAGAAAAAAAUCAGGAGCGCUCAGCUCAAGAGCCAACUGGGCCGUUGCCCCCUUUAUUAUCUGUAACGCUGAAAGGUCUACGUUCAAUACAGCCAACAUCAUCUAAGACAUCGGUGCUUUACUCUCCACCGGUCGAUACUGAAGGUACUCUAUUGCGAUUUUGCGAAAGUCUGCGAUUAACCUUUCAGGAAGCCGGACUGAUGGUAAAAGACAAUCGACUCUUGCUACUACAUGCUACUAUCGUGAACACGAUAUACGUCAAGGGGAGAAAUCGCAAAGGUGGGAAGCGACAGGAGAAGCUGACGAUCGAUGCAAGGGAUAUAAUAGACCGCUAUGACGAUUACGUGUGGAUGAAGGAUGUCCCUGUAGAGAAAAUUGCGAUAUGUAAGAUGGGCGCGAAGAAGCAGGAGGAUGGUGAUGAAGCAUACGAAGUUGAAGCGGAAAUUGAGCUAACUUGA
Messenger RNA from Daldinia vernicosa, 735 nucleotides. RefSeq names its product kinase A anchor protein. The transcript has a single exon. Gene Ontology annotation, cellular component: nucleus. The record is from RefSeq and is a predicted model, not a curated record. NCBI's taxonomy places the organism in Eukaryota, Fungi, Ascomycota, Sordariomycetes, Xylariales, Hypoxylaceae. Gene Ontology annotation, biological process: DNA alkylation repair; regulation of DNA-templated transcription. The coding region runs from base 1 to 735 and encodes 244 amino acids.